AAAAUCACUGAACUAUCCCUUUAAUGUCUGUUAAUUUACCAGUUUAGGGUUUAGCUGUGUCGUUCAAAGCUAAUUCUAGAGGGAUGUUUGGCUGAGAGUGAGUAUAGUUCAUAUAACAGUAAAACGAUUGUUUUGUCUUGUGUAGAGCUGAGGGAAGUGUUUCUUUAACAAGUGUGAGGGAAAUGGAGCUGCAGCUUAUUUAGUUUUAUGGCAUUAUUGCUCAAUUUGGAGAUUAUUUCCCUCCUCACAGAGAUGGAAAAAUUGAUGCAGUGGUAUCGGGAGGAAUGACACCGUAGAUGUCUUCAGCAGAAGUAUUUAUUACAGGAGGACCUCAAGAUUGAGGGGACGACCUGACGACAGCGCCCUCUGACGUCUUCUUCCUGUUCCUGCGUCGUCCCAGCUCCGUCGGAUAGGACGACUCUCCCGCAUCUCACCAUCUGCUGAGGGCUGCUGUGUCCCCGCCCCCCUCCUAAGCCCCUCACCCCCCACACAACCUGCGAGUGAACCCGUGUCAGAGCCUUUGCCGACGCCUCUUCACCAAACCAGACACCAUGUAUUGCCUCCAGUGGCUGCUGCCGGUGCUGCUCAUACCUAAGCCGCUCAACCCGGCGCUGUGGUUCAACCACUCCAUGUUCAUGGGCUUCUACCUGCUCAGCUUCCUGCUGGAGAGGAAGCCCUGCACCAUCUGCGCCUUGGUCUUCCUCGCUGCCCUAUUCCUCAUCUGCUACAGCUGCUGGGGCAACUGCUUCCUGUACCACUGCCAGGAUGCCGCGCUACCGGACGCCGCCCACGACCCGGGGAUUGUCGGGACCUAGGAAGGUGGCGAGACCGGCGGGGAGAUCGGGGGGGGGGGGUAAUGGAAAUUACUGUAGAAUGAUACGGCCACACUUCUGGGGGUGGGAGCGCGUCGACAAGGUGGUGCUGAAAGACUGCUGGAGUGUUUAACUCACACAGGAGGCGGAGGAGAGCGAGCGCUGGAGGUCGGUUUGCCAACGCUGUAAAGAAAAACUGCAUUAGAUUUGAGGAGAGGAGCAGGAAGUGACAUCACAGGGGACAUUCUGAGAACUUUCAUGUAAGAGGAAGGUAGGGAUGGGGCGGCUUGAAACUCGACAUGAGAGAAGAAUUUUAUUUUCUGCAACUUUCAUUCCAGCAUUUGAAUGAAAAGUGGGCAAUAUGAAUAAUAGAUAAAUAUAUAUAUAUAAAUAAAUAAAUACAGUGACCUAAAGAGGCCGCUGUGUUUCAGGUCUCAGUAUUCUGGUUCCUGUGUAGCCCCGCCCACCUCUUCUUCGUUCGCCACAAUCCUGUCGGUUAGUUGUUAUUUUUAAGAAUGAAAAUCCUCCCAGAAUGCCUCACUUCACCCGACCCCCCACCCCAACUGAAAUCUGCAGACAGGAGCUCGAGGGUCAAGUUGCAUCCCUUGAUGCCAAGUUGGUGGCAUCAACCUGCCCGUUGGAGUCCGACCGCUCCCUAGGUCGUCAUCGAGAUCACACCACACACACUGGACAAUCAGUAACUCUAUUGUGAAUAACUCCCUCUCUGCCCCAUUGACACACACACACACACACACACACACACACACACACACACACACACUCACACUGUAAUAAUGCUGAGAAAUGAUCCCCUUGUUAUUACCCACAAUGCUCUGCAGCUGCUCCUCUCCUCAUCUUCCUCCUCCUGACUGCGAGACGUUUACGUUUUUGAUCGUAUGUUUUCUUUUUGCCGUUUCUUUUUAUCACGCAUGGGUUGACUUUGUUAUUAUUAAUUUUGUUUUCAUGCAUUAAGUUCGCACACACGUUUAAGUGAAUUUAAACAAAAUGCUGAAAGUUUUUCCAAAGGGUUUAGAAAUCUGGAUGUGUGUGUGUCGGGUGAAUGAAAGGUGUGUGUGUGUGUGUGUGUGUGUGUGAGAGAGAGAGAGACGGGCGAUGGAAGUGUUUUUUUUAGGGAUUGUUGUGAUGACAGGCGAGAGAACGAGCGGCGGUCAGGUCAGUAUUUACUGCGACAAUUAGCAAUACAGAGCAACGCUGGAGGUACCGACUUGUGUCACGUUUGUGUGUGUGCGCACGCGUCACUCCUGUGAGUGUUAUGUUAAGCUGUCAGACACAGGCUAAGGUGUUUAUACUGUGUGUGUGUGUGUGUGUGUGUGUGUGUGUGUGUGUGUGUGUGUGUGUGUGUGUGUGUGUGUGUGUGUGUGUGUGUGUGUGUGUGUGUGUGUGUGUGUGUGUGUGUGUGUGUGUGUGUGUGUGUGUGCAGCGGUGCAGAUCACGCUCACUGCUACAUGAUCGCUAUGGUUUUAAUUUAAAUAAAGUUUUUUUUUUUCCUCAA
Molecule: messenger RNA, 2325 nt
Organism: Scophthalmus maximus (turbot)
Lineage: Eukaryota; Metazoa; Chordata; Actinopteri; Pleuronectiformes; Scophthalmidae
Gene: blcap
Product: bladder cancer associated protein
Exons: 2
Coding region: 552-815 (87 amino acids)
Source: RefSeq, a predicted model, not a curated record